This is a messenger RNA of Racocetra persica, 609 nucleotides long. Lineage: Eukaryota; Fungi; Glomeromycota; Glomeromycetes; Diversisporales; Gigasporaceae. The record is from the annotation of a GenBank genome assembly.
GUAAACAAAUAAAUGCGGUAAAUUUACGAGUAGACUAUAAGUAUCGUGGUGAGCAAUUAAAAAAUAUAUGUCUAUAUGACUAUAUAGCAACAAUUCAUAAAAUAAAAAUUAAUAGUAAUGAAUUGGACAAGCUAAAUAGACAAAAAAAUCGUGAAGGACAUACGACGAGGGUAGAUCGAUUCUUAUUUUUAGGUGGAAAAAAAAAGUGCGAUGAAACUUGCGAUCAUAGUAUGAUACAUCCACAACACGCAACACAUAUACAAGUCCAUUGGACUCAAAUACUGGAUAAACAAGAUAAUUUCGGUACUGAUAACUUAGUUUUGUUAAAUCCAUAUGAAAUCAUGCAUUCUGGACUACAUAAUACAAAAUUUGUUGAUGACGCCAUGUUUCAUUUAUAUUUAAAAGACAAGUUUAAUGAUAAGAAAGAAGGACAACUGAACUUUCAAAGAAAAUUUGAUACUAUGAAUUAUGAUGAAGAACAUAUACGACCUUCUUGUGAAAAUGAUAGUAACUUAAUUAAAACAUGGCAAAAAACAAUAGCGUCGAGAAAAAAAAUGGAACAAAUAGAUACAAAUAUAAGUUCUGAAGAAAACCAUUACUCGAAACCUU